AAACAGGAACUAGAUCUUAUCUGGGUGUUUCUCCAAAUCAAGUUUGGAGAUCUAGUUCUCAUUUCUCAAGCGGAUGAAGUUGAAACCUACCACUCAAUUAUUAUAUUGUCUUUGAGUUUUCGAGAGGCUCGGCAUACUUGGCUCAAAAGAAAGAGAACAAGAAGUUGUGCGUUCUGUUCUCAAUCUGCAAUAUGAGUAGCCUUUUAUACAGUCCACAGUUCAAAUCUUCAGAGGCAGAGUUGAGGAAGAGCCACACUGAAUUCUUGGAUUCAUCAAAUGGUUUCCAGCAACAACAGUCACAGCAGCAGCAGAGCUCUGGCCUAAUGCGGUAUCGGUCUGCUCCGAGCUCAGUCUUACUGGACCUUGUGGACAACAAUGGUGGUGCUGGAUGUGAGGAUUUUCGAGAUUUUCGAUAUCCUCGACCUUCCAGCCCCGAAGUGGAAACCGUCUUGGCAAGGUUCAUUUCCUCAUGUAAUGCACCUGAUGGUGACAAUGGUUCCAAUCAUAGUGCGCAUAAUUUGUUCCAAGAAAGGCCUGUGAAGCAAGAAGCAGGGGACUCUGUUUCGAAACAGAAUGGUUACUCAAAUUCUCCUCAGAUGAUGUACCAGACUCAACAAGUUCAUCCUUUGGAUAAUGCCUCCUCCUUUGGUGCGUUCAAAUCUACCGGCUUGGAGAACUCGAUGCAAUCAAAAAUGGGUGCUGCAAAUCGCUCCAAUCUUGUUAGGCAAAGUAGCUCUCCAGCUGGAUUCUUCCCCAACUUAAACGUUGACAAUGGCUUCAAUCUGAUGAAAGAUGCUUCAAGUUUUGGAGUAAGCAAUGGUACAAAUGGAGAAGCUAGUCCAUCAACUUCUAGGUUGAGUACCCAAUUCAGUUUCUCCUCUGCAUCACCUCCAUACUCAACAGAGUCCAGACGUUUGCCUCGAAUUGCUGAAAUUGGGAAUGGAAACAUAGGAGAGGGUAGUGAACCAGAUCAAAGCUUAGGGAAUGCCGCUAAUGGUGGCAGUUCACAUUACAUACCUGACUAUAUAGAUAAUACUUGGGACAAUGUUGCAUUUCAUGAUCUCAAAAGAGGCAGAGAUAAUGAUGGGAACAAGUUUUCUACGACUGCAAUGGACACUCAGAUCGUGGAUUUCGGACACCGCAGUCAUGGUCUUACUCAUCAUUUGAGCUUGCCUAAACAUUUUGAGAUGCCUGGUAUGGAGAAGCUUUUACAUUUUCAAGAUUCCGUUCCAUGUAAAAUUCGUGCGAAAAGAGGCUUCGCAACUCACCCAAGAAGCAUUGCAGAGAGGAUGAGAAGAACUCGGAUCAGUGAAAGAAUGAGGAAGCUGCAGGAUCUUUUCCCAAACAUGGACAAGCAAACGAACACGGCAGAAAUGUUGGAGUUGGCAGUUGAGUACAUUAAAGACCUGCAGAAAGAGGUGAAGACGCUCAAGGAUACAAAGGCCAAGUGCAGUUGUUCAAGUAAACAUAAACACAAUUGA
Messenger RNA from Fragaria vesca subsp. vesca, 1481 nucleotides. RefSeq names its product transcription factor bHLH122-like. The transcript is spliced from 6 exons. The coding region runs from base 192 to 1481 and encodes 429 amino acids. Gene Ontology annotation, biological process: regulation of transcription by RNA polymerase II. Gene Ontology annotation, cellular component: nucleus. Gene Ontology annotation, molecular function: DNA-binding transcription factor activity, RNA polymerase II-specific; protein dimerization activity; RNA polymerase II cis-regulatory region sequence-specific DNA binding. The record is from RefSeq and is a predicted model, not a curated record. NCBI's taxonomy places the organism in Eukaryota, Viridiplantae, Streptophyta, Magnoliopsida, Rosales, Rosaceae.